AAUGGCUUCUAACGCGUCAAUGAUUCGGAGCUUAGUGGUUCAGCGUGUUGAUGUGUCCUUUCCACAUAGCGUUCCUCUUCAAUGGUCUCAAAAUCGUCAGCUAGCGGUGAAUAAUGGAACCCAGCUCACGAUUCUUGACCCCAAAUUGCCUUCUUUGCACCAGGGAAUAAACCUAGUCAACAAUGUCACCAUCCUUAAUCCACGGGACAUUUACCAUGUUACCAGUAUACUUCAUUCGGAAGUUCUCGGGACGUUGCCGAUCCGAAAUUUCGGUAGAGUCAUUGUAGAAACAGGCGAUGAACCAUUCCAGUUUACCAACAUCAACGAGCCAGAUAUCGUCAGCCAUCGCUGGGCGGGUAUUGAUGAGUACACACGUGAUUGUGACCUAGGAGUUCUUUUUAAUACAGGAGAGAUGGUCGUUUUACGGCGAGAAAACAGCAUGAUCGACAAAUAUGUGGUAGUAGUGAAUGUCUUUGCAGAGCUUUCAGCGCAUUACGGAGUAGAAAUCGAAAAGGAAGACAUUCUAGUAGAUUCCGAGCAAUUGAGAAAGAUCAAAGUGAAAAAUUUCGAGUUUUCUGAGUUUUUUUUUGACUCGGGAGAAAAGAAACAAUUGCUCAGUAUAAUCAAUGAUAAUGGUGAUAUCCUCAUCUACGAGCUUCUUGCUGGUCUGCUAGGUCCAAAAUUUCUUCUAGAGAUCAACACCCAUUUCAACAUUAUAAAGCAGUGCUGGCUGGAUUGGACAAAGCUCGGCGAUCUGCUCUACAGUGCCUAUGUCAGUGUGGUUAAUAGUGACAACUCUGCUUAUGUGUACGCAGUAGUUUACAAUUUGGACUCCAAUACAAUCUCUUCUUCUCCGGGGAAAGUUUUAGCACCUGUUUCACGAUUUUUGAGGGGCCAAGUGAAGUGGGUAACCGCAGAAGGCUUAUCAGUAUUCAUCAGCACUUCCACUGGCAGAUUGCAACUUACAACUGUACAAACGAAUUCACUCGUUCAUAAAUUGCAUAAUUAUGCAACUUCAACUGGUAUAAUAACACAAAUGGAAGGAAAUCAUCUUCUGAUCACUAUUAGCUUCGAAAACGGCAAAUUCGAAAAAUACAUAUUGGACACUACGGCAUUUACAUUGAAUGAUGGAGCUCCUUCAGCUGCAUUGACAGGAUUUGUAUCUAAGAGUUUAUACUCCUUUCAGUUGAUAAAUUCGACAGCUGAAGAUCCCGGAGUAGAAGGGGUUUUUAUCAAUUAUGGAACCAGUACAGUAGGCGGUAACAUUGCUACCAUUGCAUUCAAAAUAGUUCCCAAGGAUGUUCUCCAUUACAAAAUUGUUUCUCAGAGUGAAAUACAAAUAGCAUUCAUAAAGUUGGACAAUGUUACGCAUGAUGAGCACACUUUGAGUGAUAGUUCUACUUCAAUAGCAAAGAUGAAUGAUAUAUGGUUUCAGCACUUUGUUGAUAUUCCCUUGUUUGGACUUCACUCUGAAAAUAGAAAAGAGCGUCUUCAUACGUAUCUCCAGCAAAUUGAUGUAUUUAGACACAAGUACUUUGUGAAGAUAGAAAACUUCAUGUCGGAGAUCUCCAGCGUAUUGGCGUCUCUGAAAGAAGGAUUACAGGCUUCUCUUUCUGCCAACUUCAACUUGAGUCCCAUGGUAAAACAGCUACAGUUGCGCUAUAAUUUUGAAAAACAAUUAUUCAACUUCUUAAUUGCGUUGGAGGACGAUGAUGAAUUAUUGAAAAAAACAGUAGACCAGACGAUCCUGGAUAUCGGACACAUAGAGAAACUUUUGACUGCUCAUCUUAUUAAGAUUGUUCUUAACUACGUAAAACACCUGGAGGGUAUUGCUUUUGAGAAUGAAUUCGACAAGUUUCUUAUUGUGAAUUACAUCAAGAAACUUCGUGAACUUGAUCCAGCUGAAAGCUCGCAGUUUGAAGGAAUCUGUGAUGAAGCAACUAUUACAAUUAGAUCCAAAUUUUUUGAAGAGAAGUUUGCGGUAUCUGUGAAUGACAUAGCUGUGGAGGGAGAGCUGGAACUCAUCAAGUCGGAAAGUGACCACAGGUGGACAAAAUGUAAGUUAACCAAUAUUCCUUUGCUACAAUUGAACAAUCGAAAGGAUGAAUUGAAAACAUUCAACUACAUCAUGUACAGAGAUGGUGGUGAGCCAGAAGUGGAUAUAGGUGAAAUUCUUGCCCAACUACUUCAAACAAUUCAAUAUUGUUUCAUUACUGGAAACAAGAUAUAUGCAAUUAAAUGA
Molecule: messenger RNA, 2242 nt
Organism: Scheffersomyces stipitis CBS 6054
Lineage: Eukaryota; Fungi; Ascomycota; Pichiomycetes; Serinales; Debaryomycetaceae
Exons: 3
Coding region: 2-2242 (746 amino acids)
Source: RefSeq, a predicted model, not a curated record